AUGUGUGCAGCUGUGAAGCGGACCAGCUGCACUCCUCUGGCACCACCCUGGUGGACGGGGACGGCCUACCGUGCUGAGGGAGAAGCCCUGCACUUCCUCCACUUACCUGCCACCACCAGCAUCGCAGAGAACUCGCCUCCAAAGACUUCAAUACACAAGUUUGCUGUGAAUCUGUCUGCAUCCCUGGCACCUGUCUUGCCAAGGUUUCCCCUGAUAAUCAACUCCAGCCCCCUGACUGAGGCUUUUAAGGUGAACACUCUGUCAGGAACUGACUUCGAGGUUGUCACUACCGGGAAGGAACAACUGGAUUUUGAAAUAGGACCAAACAUAUUUGAUUUGCAGAUUUAUGUGAAAGAUGACAUGGGGAUAACUGACCUACAGGUCCUGACUGUCCAGGUGACUGAUGUGAAUGAGCCACCUCAAUUUCCAGGCAGUUUGGCAAAAGGCCUAAAUUUCUACAUAACAGAAGGUGAAAAUCCUGGGUUCAUUUACCAGUUUGAGGCCUUUGAUCCAGAAGAUACCAGCAGAAACAUACCUCUCAGUUAUUUCCUGGUUUCUCCUAUAAACAGUUUUAACCUGUCUGCAAAUGGGACCCUCUUCUCCACCACAAAAUUUGACUUUGAAGCAGGAUUCAACAGUUACCAUCUCACUGUGGAAGUGAGGGACAGCCAUGGGUUGAGAGCAUCCACAGACCUCCUUGUGACCAUUGUGAACAUCAAUGAUGAGCGCCCAUACUUUACCAGCCCAAAGCGAGUGUAUAAGAUUCCUGAGGAGCUGAGUGUGGGAACCAUAGUGGCCAAUAUCACUGCAGAGGACCCUGAUGAUAAAAGCUUUGCCUACUUUCUCCUCUACAGCAUCACAACUGUUAACAGCUAUUUCAGGAUCAACCAGUUGACUGGCACCAUCCAAGUGGCAGGCAGGCUGGACCGAGAGGCCAGUGGAUUGAGACAAAAUCCGACCAUCUCUCUGGAAGUGCUGGUGAAGGACCGACCUUCUGGGGGUCAGGAGAAUCGCAUGCAAAUCAGCUUUAUUGUGGAAGACAUCAAUGACCACCCUGCCACCUGUUCCCAAUACUCUUUCAGUGUGCUGGUACCUGAGAACACAGCCAAGGGGAAGCUCGUUCUGGACCUGCGCAAGUUCUGCUUUGAUGAAGACCUCGAGGUGCCCAACAACAAAUUCAACUUUACAGAACCAUCUGGAGUGGGGAGCAGCGGCCGAUUUUCACAGGAUCCAGCUGGCUCUGGGAAAAUUAUGUUGAUUGGUGAUCUCGAUUAUGAAAAUGCAAGUAAUCUAGCAGCUGGCAAUCAAUAUACAAUAAUAAUCCAGGUGCAAGAUAUUGCUCCUCCUUACUACAGAAAUAACAUCUAUAUUUAUAUCAUAACAAGCCCCCAAAAUGAGUUCCCUCUCGUUUUUGAGAGCCCAACCUACCUAUUUGAAGUGUCUGAAUUAAAUCCAGCCAGGACACAUAUUGGCCAAGUACAAGCGAUGGAUAAAGACUUCCCUCAGAGCCAAGUUUGGUAUUCUAUUGCCACCGGAGGAGCUGAUCUCCAGUACCCUAGUGUCUUUUGGAUUAAUCCUCAAACAGGAGAACUACAGCUGGUGACGCCAGUAGACUAUGAAACAAUUCCGGUCUAUGUUCUCAAAAUCCAGGCUACCAACGGCGAGGACAAGAGCUUGGUCACUGUGACUGUCAAUGUCCUGGAAAAAAAUGAUGAAAAGCCAAUUUGUACUCCACACACCUCCUUCAUGGCCAUCCCUGUGGACUUAAAAGUUGGCACAAAUAUUCAGAAUUUCAAGCUGACAUGUACUGACCUGGACUCUAGUCCCAGUUCUUUUCGUUAUACAAUUGGCCCAGGCAACAUCAACAGCCAUUUUACUUUCUCUCCAAAUGCUGGAUCCAAUGUUUCACACUUGCUGCUAGCAACUCGAUUUGACUAUAUUGAUGGACUGGAUAAGAUCUGGGACUACAAACUACUUGUCUACAUAACAGAUGACAACAUGCUGUCUGGAAGGAAGAAAGCUGAGGCUCUUGUUGAAACAGGGACAGUGACAUUGAAUAUUAGGGUCAUUCCUCACCCAACCACAAUUGUCACCACAACCCCCAAGCCCAGGAUCACAUACCAGGUCCUGCGGGAAAACAUAUAUUCCUCAUCAGCGUGGUAUGUGCCAUUCAUUGUCACACUGGGUUCCAUGUUGCUUCUCAGUCUCCUGGGGUACAUGACUGUUGUGUUGGCUAAAGCCAUCUGCAGAUACUGCAAGACCAGGAAGCACACGAAGACUUUAGUGAAGAAAGGAGUAAUCAAGAAUACAAAAAGGGAGGUUGUGGUGGAAACAAUCCAGAUGAACACCAUCUUCGAUGGCGAAGCCAUCGAUCCAGUGACUGGAGCAGUGUAUGAAUUCAAUUCCCAAACUGGAGCCAGAAAGUGGAAAGAACCAUCAUCGCAAAUGGCUGGAUGGAAGGAGUCCAGCACCUAA
Suncus etruscus (white-toothed pygmy shrew) is the source of this 2475-nucleotide messenger RNA. It is a transcript of the gene CDHR3, whose product is annotated as cadherin related family member 3. The transcript is spliced from 19 exons. Gene Ontology annotation, molecular function: cadherin binding; calcium ion binding. The coding region runs from base 1 to 2475 and encodes 824 amino acids. NCBI's taxonomy places the organism in Eukaryota, Metazoa, Chordata, Mammalia, Eulipotyphla, Soricidae. Gene Ontology annotation, cellular component: catenin complex; membrane. The record is from RefSeq and is a predicted model, not a curated record. Gene Ontology annotation, biological process: homophilic cell-cell adhesion.